Messenger RNA from Odocoileus virginianus texanus, 2900 nucleotides. RefSeq names its product potassium voltage-gated channel subfamily H member 2 (gene KCNH2). Gene Ontology annotation, biological process: potassium ion transmembrane transport; regulation of heart rate by cardiac conduction; regulation of ventricular cardiac muscle cell membrane repolarization. Gene Ontology annotation, molecular function: inward rectifier potassium channel activity. Lineage: Eukaryota; Metazoa; Chordata; Mammalia; Artiodactyla; Cervidae. The record is from RefSeq and is a predicted model, not a curated record. Gene Ontology annotation, cellular component: plasma membrane.
CCUCGGGGCCCCAGGGCGGGCAGGCUGGGGGGAGCCAAGUCCUCCAUGGCGGCCCCGACGGGGAAGGCGAGCAGGACAGGGGCCCUGCAGCCCAGGGCCCAGAAAGGCCGGGUGAGACGGGCCGUGCGCAUCUCCAGCCUGGUGGCCCAGGAGGUCCUGUCCCUGGGGGCCGACGUGCUGCCCGAGUACAAGCUGCAGGCGCCCCGCAUCCACCGCUGGACCAUCCUGCACUACAGCCCCUUCAAGGCCGUGUGGGACUGGCUCAUCCUGCUGCUGGUCAUCUACACGGCAGUCUUCACCCCCUACUCGGCCGCCUUCCUGCUGAAGGAGACUGAAGAGGCGCCCCUGGCCCCCGACUGUGGCUAUGCCUGCCAGCCGCUGGCCGUGGUGGACCUCAUCGUCGACAUCAUGUUCAUCGUGGACAUCCUCAUCAACUUCCGCACCACCUAUGUCAACGCCAACGAGGAGGUGGUCAGCCACCCUGGCCGCAUUGCCGUCCACUACUUCAAGGGCUGGUUCCUCAUUGACAUGGUGGCCGCCAUCCCCUUUGACCUGCUCAUCUUCGGCUCUGGCUCUGAGGAGCUGAUCGGGCUGCUGAAGACAGCGCGGCUGCUGCGGCUGGUGCGUGUGGCCCGGAAGCUGGACCGCUACUCGGAGUAUGGGGCGGCUGUGCUCUUCCUGCUCAUGUGUACCUUCGCGCUCAUCGCGCACUGGCUGGCCUGCAUCUGGUACGCCAUCGGCAACAUGGAGCAGCCGCACAUGGACUCCCGCAUCGGCUGGCUGCACAACCUGGGCGACCAGAUCGGCAAGCCCUACAACAGCAGUGGCCUGGGCGGCCCCUCCAUCAAGGACAAGUACGUCACUGCCCUCUACUUCACCUUCAGCAGCCUCACUAGUGUGGGCUUCGGCAACGUGUCCCCUAACACCAACUCGGAGAAGAUCUUUUCCAUCUGUGUCAUGCUCAUCGGCUCCCUCAUGUACGCCAGCAUCUUCGGCAAUGUGUCGGCCAUCAUCCAGCGGCUGUACUCGGGCACGGCCCGCUACCACACGCAGAUGCUUCGCGUACGGGAGUUCAUCCGCUUCCACCAGAUCCCCAACCCGCUGCGCCAGCGCCUUGAGGAGUACUUCCAGCAUGCCUGGUCCUACACCAAUGGCAUCGACAUGAACGCGGUGCUGAAGGGCUUCCCCGAGUGCCUGCAGGCCGACAUCUGUCUACACCUGAACCGCUCACUGCUGCAGCACUGCAAGCCCUUCCGAGGGGCCACCAAGGGCUGCCUGCGGGCCCUGGCCAUGAAGUUCAAGACGACACACGCGCCGCCCGGAGACACGCUGGUGCACGCUGGGGACCUGCUCACUGCCCUCUACUUCAUCUCCCGGGGCUCCAUCGAGAUCCUGCGGGGUGACGUGGUCGUGGCCAUCCUGGGGAAGAAUGACAUCUUCGGAGAGCCUCUGAACCUGUACGCGCGCCCUGGGAAGUCCAACGGGGACGUGCGGGCCCUCACCUACUGCGACCUGCACAAGAUCCACCGCGACGACCUGCUGGAGGUGCUGGACAUGUACCCCGAGUUCUCUGACCACUUCUGGUCUAGCCUGGAGAUCACCUUCAACCUGCGCGAUACCAACAUGAUCCCCGGCUCUCCGGGCAGCGCGGAGUUGGAGGGCGGCUUCAACCGGCAACGCAAACGCAAGCUGUCCUUCCGCCGGCGCACGGACAAGGACCCGGAGCAGCCAGGGGAGGUGUCGGCCUUGGGGCCGAGCCGGGCGGGGGCAGGGCCGAGUGGCCGGGGCCGGCAGGGGGGGCCGUGGGGGGAGAGCCUGUCCAGCGGCCCCUCCAGCCCCGAGAGCAGUGAGGAUGAGGGCCCAGGCCGCAGCUCCAGCCCCCUCCGCCUGGUGCCCUUCUCCAGCCCCAGGCCCCCCGGAGAGCCGCCGGGUGGGGACCCCCUGACCGAGGAUGGUGAGAAGAGCAGCGACACGUGUAACCCACUGUCAGGUGCCUUCUCAGGAGUGUCCAACAUCUUCAGCUUCUGGGGGGACAGCCGCGGCCGCCAGUACCAGGAGCUGCCUCGCUGCCCUGCCCCGACUCCCAGCCUCCUCAACAUCCCCCUGUCCAGCCCUGGCCGCCGGCCGCGGGCAGACGUGGAGACCAGGCUGGACGCCCUCCAGAGGCAGCUCAAUAGGUUGGAGACCCGGCUGAGCGCAGACAUGGCCACCGUGCUGCAGCUGCUGCAGAGACAGAUGACGCUGGUCCCGCCCGCCUACAGUGCUGUGACAACCCCGGGGCCCGGCCCCACCUCCACCUCCCCCCUGCUGCCUGCAGGCCCCAUCCCCACCCUCACCCUGGACUCACUUUCUCAGGUUUCCCAGUUCAUGGCGUGCGAGGAGCUGCCCCAAGAUGGCCCCGCUCGACGCCUCUCCCUGCCGGGCCAGCUGGGGGCCCUCACCUCCCAGCCCCUGCACAGACACGGCUCAGAUCCGGGAAGUUAGUGGGGCUGCCCAGUGUGGACACGUGGCUCACCCAGGGUUCAGCGCACCGCCUGGGCCCCUCCCCGUGGAGGCCCUGCCCGGGAGGCCCUGGCCGCCGACGGGAGAGGAAUAGGAAGGCACGGCCCCUCCCCCAGCCCUUGGGGGCCCACCUCCUCCUGCGGUCCCCGGGGGCCCCGGUGGGGGGGGCGCAGGGGCAGGGACAGGGCCGGGCAGUGGAUGGGGGUCUGUGGUCCCCCCACUGCCCUGGGGCAGUAGCUGGUCUAACUGCCCGGAGGCACCCGGCCCUGGGCCUUAGGCACCUCAAGGACUUUUCUGCUAUUUACUGCUCUUAUUGUUAAGGAUAAUAAUUAAGGAUCAUAUGAAUAAUUAAUGAAGAUGCUGAUGACUAUGAAUAAUAAAUAAUUAUCCUGAGGAGA